AUGGCUCCGUAUGAGGCUCUAUAUGGAAAAAAGUGUAGAUCUCCUGCCGGAUGGCUUGAAGUUGGAGAAACAAGUUUGUUUGGGCUAGACCUUGUUCAUCAGGCUAUUAAAAAGAUAAAGCUUAUUCAGGAAUGGUUACGUACAGCUCAAAGUCAUCAGAAAUCUUACGCAGAUGUACGACGACGAGAAUUAGAGUUUCAAGUAGGUGAUUGGGUGUUUCUGAAAAUAUCACUUAUGAGGGGAGUGAUGCGGUUUGGUAAGAAAGGGAAACUCAAUCCUCAAUAUAUCGGACCUUAUAGGAUUGUCCGAAGGGUAGGCCAGGUAGCUUAUGAAUUGGAGCUGCCAUCAAAACUGCUAGUAGUUCAUCCAGUUUUUCAUAUAUCCAUGCUGAGAAAAUGUAUUGGAGAUCCCUCCAGAGUCGUACCUGUUGAUGAUAUACAAGUUAUAGAGAAUCUGACAUAUGAGGAAGAACCAAUUGCCAUUCUUAACAGACAGGUCCGCAGACUCAGGACCAAGGAUGUGGCGUCAGUAAAGGUUCUAUGGAGGAGCAAGGACGGGGAAGAGAUGACGUGGGAAGUUGAAGUGGAAAUGAAGUCCAAGUACGCUCACUUAUUCCCUGGUACAGAUGAUGCUGUUCCAAGAGUAACCUUACAAGAGUCCGCUCCAUCAAUAAAUAACUUACAAGUAUCUGGUAGGGCAUAUAAAUUGGAACUUGCAGUAAUAAAGUAUUAG
Messenger RNA from Lycium barbarum (goji berry), 732 nucleotides. RefSeq lists its product as uncharacterized. The record is from RefSeq and is a predicted model, not a curated record. Bases 1 to 732 code for a protein of 243 amino acids. Lineage: Eukaryota; Viridiplantae; Streptophyta; Magnoliopsida; Solanales; Solanaceae. The transcript is spliced from 2 exons.